Cornus florida is the source of this 3831-nucleotide messenger RNA. RefSeq lists its product as uncharacterized. Lineage: Eukaryota; Viridiplantae; Streptophyta; Magnoliopsida; Cornales; Cornaceae. The record is from RefSeq and is a predicted model, not a curated record. The coding region runs from base 404 to 3574 and encodes 1056 amino acids. The transcript has 6 exons. Gene Ontology annotation, molecular function: DNA-binding transcription factor activity; protein binding.
CCAAAUACCCCGCCUAGUAAUAUCCGAGAAAUGAAGCAUUUUCAUUGGGAGGUACCGGGUAUUUUCCAUCUUGAAAAGACGCGGGUUUCAAACUUUUUUUUGACGUAGUGUUUACGCGUUACAACUUCUUCCUCGUUUUUUUUUUUUUUUUUUUUAAAAAAAAAAAAACCGUUUGAUGAACCCCUUGCUACUAGAGAACAGUCUUUUGACAACGUGGCGAGAGAGACGGUGAACCUUCUUAACCCCUUCCUAGUUGACGAGAAUCUUUUUUAAACCUGUGGAAAAUUGUUCAUUUCGUUAAUAACUUUAUAGUGUGCACACACACACACACACAUAUAUAUAUAGUAUAUAUAUCGAUGUGUUGGACAGGUCUUAAUUUUCUUAACCAGGAAGCUAAUCGAAAAUGGCGGAGAUGGCAUGUCAUCUUUUGGAACAUGAUGAAGAAAACAAGCUCAACAAUUUCAUCAAACACAUGCCGACUGCAGUGUCUGUCCGGCGCCGGACGCCGAAAAACCCAUUGUGGGCAUUUGGGUGUGACCCGACGACUCUCUCUCCUUGUAGUGGUGGUAUUACGGAUUUGGUAACUCACAUCCCCACCACCAAUCAAUGGAUCAUUACAGAGAAGAUCAAAUACGCGCUUCUACACUACUUCCAUGAUACUAAUCUGAAAUUUCUGGAUCAUGUUCUAAUUCAGUUUUGGGCACCCAUCACAACAGAAGCAGGGUGUUUGCUUGUAACUUCGGACCAACCUUUUGGUCUUACUCAUCUUGAUGAAGGACUACUCGAGUAUAGGAAGCAUUGUUUGAAAUAUAAGUUGAAUGUGGAUGGGGAACAACACCUUGGAAUCUCUGGACGUGUAUUCCGGCAAAAAUUGCACGAGUGUAUUCCAAAUGUGCGGUAUUACUCUAGCGAAGAGUACCCACAGCUCAAUCUUGCUCUAACUUGCAAUAUAUUGGCUUCUUUUGCUUUCCCAGUAUUUCAAACCUCUUCCCAGAACUGUGUUGGAGUACUUGAGUUUGUAACUAAUACACAUUUCAGAACCUUAAACACUAUGUGUUAUUCGUUUUUGCAGCUUCUGCUCAAGCAUGCAGAUUUGAAAAGUUCUCUGUGUCGUUGUUUAAUUUCUAGGAUUUCCUAUGAAGGUUACGGAGAUACACUGAAUGAAAUAUGCGAAGGGUUGAAAGUGGUGUGCAGAACUCACAGGUUACCUUUGGCUCAGAUGUGGGUUCCGUGCAGGCAUGAUAUGGGACAAGGCUUGCACCUUCAAAGGUCAGCAUCCUAUGUUCGAGAUGACGAUAAUCUUCUGGCAGGAUUCUUAUGGUGUAGUAUGCGAAAUGACUUCCGAAAGGGGCAGGGGGUUGUUGGGAGGGCAUAUUUGUCACGUAAAUCAUGCUUCUGCAGAGAUAUAACUCGACUCAGCCUAACUGAAUACCCCUUACGACCCGGUGCACGCCAUUUUGGUUUAACCGGCUGUUUCGCAAUUUGCUUGCAGAGUAUUUACACAGGAAAAGUUGAUUUCAUUCUAGAGUUCUUUCUGAAUACUGAAAACACAUAUGGUGAAGACCCAAGUUUCUUCUUGUUCUCGUUAUUAGAAACAAUGAAGCAAAAUUUCCAAAGCUGUAAGCUAGCUUCUGGAGAGGAACUCGGGAAGGAAUUAUUCAUUGAAUUUAUUAAACCUCGCAUGAAUCAGGUCCCUGCUUCUUUUCAUUGCCAAAGUACUAGAUCUCCAUAUGAGCCUGGGGUAUUCAAUAAUGGUCAAGAGACACAACCACAUUCAUCACAUCAACAACUAAUAGUUGAAGUUGAUGAUAUCAACUAUGGAAGGAAUGUUGUUAAUGCAGAAGGAAAUAACAAUCAUGUUUCUUGUUCAGAUAUGGCAGGUUCUUGGUCCGAUAAAGUUGGAGUUAUUGAACUUGGCAUCCAUCAGGAACCUGGUUCUUUUCCACAUUCAUCAAAUGAGCAACUAAUAGUUAAGGUUGAUGAUGUAAACAAUGGAAGGAAUGUUGUUAAUGCAGAAGGAAACACAACUUCCGUUUCUAUUUUUGAUGAGGCAGAUUCUUGGUCAGAUGAAGUUGAAAUUAUUGAACCUGGUAUGCAUCAGGAACUUGGUUCUUUUCCACAUUCAUCAAAUCAAGUUGAAGUUGAUGAUAUAAACAAUGGAAGGAAUGUUGUUUAUGUAGAGCAAAAUAACAUUCCUUUUUCUUGUUCAGUUGAGGCUCGCAUGAAUCAGGAACCUACUUCUCAACGCCAAAGUACUGGAUCUCCACCUGGGCCUGAUAAUGGACGAGAGACGAUGCAGCCACAUUCAUCAAAUCAGCAAGCAAGAGUUGAAGUUGAUGAUAUCAACUAUGGAAGGAAUGUUGUUAAUGCAGAAGGAAAUACCACUCAUGUUUCUCGUUCAGACGAGGCAGGUUCUUGGUUUUAUGAAGUUGGAGUUAUUGAACUUGGCAUGCAUCAGGAACCUGGUUCUUUUCCGCAUUCAUCAAAUGAGCAACUAAUAGUUAAUGUUGAUGAUAGAAACAAUGGAAGGAAUGUUGUUAAUGCAGAAGGAAAUAACACUCCGGUUUCUUUUUUUGAUGAGGAGGCGGAUUCUUGGUCAGAUGAAGUUGAAAUUAUUGAAUCUGGUAUGCCUCAGGAACUUGGUUCUUUUCCACAUUCAUCAAAUGAAGUUGAAGUUGAUGAUAUAAAUAAUCGAAGGAAUGAUGUUUAUGUAGAGCAAAAUAACAUUCCUUGUUCUUGUUCAAUUGAGGGUCUUAUGAAUCAGGAACCUACUUCUCAAUGCCAAAGUACUGGAUCUCCACCCGGGCAUGAUAAUGGACGAGAGACGAUGCAGACACAUUCAUCAAAUCAGCAAUUAAGACGUGAAGUUGAUGAUAGAAACAAUGGAGGGGAUGUUGUCAUUGGAGAUCAAAAUCACAUUCCUCUUUCUUGUUCAGAGGAUCACAUGAAUAAGGAACCUGUUUCUCAAUGCCAAAGUACUAGAUCUCCGCUUGAAACUGGAGUCUUACAUAAUGGACAAGAGACGAUGCAGCCACAUUUAGAGGAGGUGGAUGCCUUUACCGAUAAGGACAUCGGAAAAUUUUUUGGAAAGAAACUUGAAGAUGUCCCACAAAAGUUUGAUGUGAGCAAAUCUACAUUUAAGCGUCCAUCUAGAAAGAAUGGAAUCUCCAGAGGGCCACCGGUGAAGAGAAAUAAGGUCAGCGGUUCUUCCCCUUCCUCUAGACGAGACCCUCCAUGUUCGAAAUUUGUUGCCAGUGCUGCUCACAUUACUCCACUUGUAACAACACCAUCAGAAGUAAGGGACAUAAUUAUAAAGGCAACAUAUGGAAAAGAUUUUAUAAAAUUUCUACUACCUUUUUCAUCAACACUGGUGGAGUUGAAAGAGAGUGUCUCCAAAAGGUUGAAGUUAAAUGUUGAAAGUUUUAAGAUCAAAUAUACUGAUGAUGAAGGUGAUCAGGUUUUAAUAGCCUGCGAGAAGGACUUGCAGGAUUGUACGAGUGCUUUCAAUUCGUUGGGCAUGGAUACAAUCGAAAUGUUCGUUGAGCCAAUUACCACAAUAUUACCUUCAACCUAACUAAAUAUGCUUAAAUAUCUGCAAUUUCCAUGGAAUUCCCCUCUUAACAUAGUCCACCUUCUCCAAGCCUUCUCAUGGUGAGGCCACUGUUGCAACUGUUCUUGGCCAUAGUGGUGCCUAUCUCAACCAUCUCCGGUGACACCAGAGCGUCCUCAACUGUCUCAGGCAAUAAUUCUACAGCCGUAACCCUAACAAGAUCUCCGGCGAGAUGACUUCUUAUAUCAUAUUCUCUAUAAAAUUCAAAAUGGAUCUUAAUG